Molecule: messenger RNA, 1326 nt
Organism: Chaetomium fimeti
Lineage: Eukaryota; Fungi; Ascomycota; Sordariomycetes; Sordariales; Chaetomiaceae
Product: ClpP/crotonase-like domain-containing protein
Exons: 6
Coding region: 491-1252 (253 amino acids)
Biological process (GO): fatty acid beta-oxidation
Cellular component (GO): mitochondrion
Molecular function (GO): enoyl-CoA hydratase activity
Source: RefSeq, a predicted model, not a curated record
GCAUGUUACAGCCAUGCAAGGUACCCCUGGUCAGAAGUGCCAGCUUCGGUCGAGGGCUCGGGGGGGAAUGGGCCUUACGUGACGAUGACAGAGCAGCAAACAAUCAGGGUCUCGUGCCUGGUCGUCCAAGAACACUCGAUUCCACGCCCGGUUAGGAACCGGGUUGCUUGCCUCCUCGGUACCAAAACUGAAGUUCGGACGAAUUGGUUUCCUGUUUCCACGACGGGCAACUCCAGCGUCUCCCGGCAUGCCAAGUGUCCGUAUGCGACACGAAACAAAUCCCACCCCCUCUUUCACAUGCCACAAAGUCUGCUGAUUGCUUCCUCCUGUGUUCAUACACAGAAGGUCGAUGUCGCCUCAUCUACGCCAGGUUGCGCCGCCAGUUCAUGCGUGCCGUUGACCAAGAACUUUCACAUCAUUCGGUCUCUUCUGCGGCCACCGGCGGCCAACAACGCAACCGCAACCAGAAGGUCACAGCAGAGCGGACGUGAUGGCAUCCUCCAUCCUGCGCAGCGAUCCAGCGGCGCACGUCCGCGUGCUGUCCAUCAACCGGCCAACCAAGCGGAAUGCGCUGUCGCAAGAAGUCAUUGACCGCUUCCUCGAGGAGCUGCACGCCGCAUCCCAUGACGACAGUGUCAGGGUGAUUGUCGUGACCGGCACCGACGUGCUGUUCUGUGCUGGCGCAGAUCUCAAGGAAAUCGCCACUCUCAACACGGAGACGGCAACCCAGUGCCGGUAUCUGGAGGACUUGUGCGAUGGCAUGGCCAACACGAAAAAGCCGCUGCUCGCGGCGGUCGAGGGUAUUGCUUUCGGCGGCGGCUUCGAACUUGCGCUGAUGUGCGACCUCAUAUUCGCGUCGACGUCGGCCAAGUUCGGCUUGCCUGAGGUCAAGAUUGGCUUGAUACCAGGCGCCGGGGGGACUCAACGCCUAACGAGUGCCGUGGGAAAAUACAGAGCAAUGAAGAUUAUCUUGUCUGGCCAGCCCAUCUCCUCCGAGGAGGCUUUGUCGAUGGGCUUGGUUGCGGAGCUCUCCCAGCCCGGAGCCGUGCUUGACGAUGCAGUCAAGAUGGCCAGUGUCCUCGCCCAGCAAAGCAGCUCUUCGCUCUGCCUAGCAAAAGAGGCAAUUUGCCGCGCGGACUCUCUGGGACGAGACGAAGAGUUUGAGCGGAAGCUUUACUACUCUGCCUUCAGUAGCAGAGACAAAGUGGAAGGAGUCUCGGCCUUUCUCGAGAAGAGACCGCCGCGCUGGUAAUGUAUUGCAAAGCUAUUAACUUGUGUAGGUCACUUCAAUACAACGGGGCCUUGUGGCUCUUCUGCUAGUCCUGC